GACCAGGGUCGGACUGACCAUUUGGAAACUCAGGCACUGCCCGAGGGCCCGGGGUCAGUAGGGGACCCCUUGAGAUGCCCCUGGUACCUUUUUCAUAGGCUUUUUUGAGUUUGGGCAAGGACACAGGGGCCCCAUGAUCCCCUAUUGCCCGGGGGCCCCAUGAGUUGUCAGUCCGCCCCUGAUGCUACCUAUCUAUCAGUGCCCAUUAGUGUUGCCUAUCAGCGCUGCCUAUCAGUGCCCAUCAGUAAUGCCUAUCUGUGC
This is a messenger RNA of Staurois parvus, 261 nucleotides long. Lineage: Eukaryota; Metazoa; Chordata; Amphibia; Anura; Ranidae. The record is from the annotation of a GenBank genome assembly.